AUGGAGCCUUCAGAAUUAUCAGUGCGUCUUCGAUACCUCAAUGACUCCGCGCAUUUACUGGCGACGACUUCCCCUACAGCUUCGAGGUAUCUCAUGAACCGACACAAUGCCCUCAUGUUCGACUCGAAAAUCGAGUUAUCCCAGGAACAGAAGACGAAAGCAUGCGGCGCCUGUGGAACAAUAACAACACUGGGAUGGGAAGCUAGUUCAGAGAACGAUAUCCAAAGGAAGAAGCGCAAAGGUCGACUGGGAAGUCAAGUUACGAAGCUGCCAAAGGCAAUGGUUUACAGCUGCGGAAUCUGUUCCAAGAAGACUCGAAUUCCGACGGGUACAUCUAAACCAGGUCGUAGGAGCAAGGUGCCAUUACAAUCCACAACUAUUUCUACAGCUCCGACACCACAAGCCCCUAGCGGCGAGACUAGUAACCCGCCUCAGAAAGCAGCAAAACGCAAACAGAGGAAGAAGGGUGUGUUAGAAGCUAUCCUGGCAAGGAACCACCCUCAGCCUUCCAAUACUGGAUUCGGACUGGACUUGAGUGACUUUAUGAAGAAGACUUGA
Molecule: messenger RNA, 558 nt
Organism: Cadophora gregata
Lineage: Eukaryota; Fungi; Ascomycota; Leotiomycetes; Helotiales; Ploettnerulaceae
Exons: 1
Coding region: 1-558 (185 amino acids)
Biological process (GO): tRNA processing
Cellular component (GO): nucleolar ribonuclease P complex
Source: RefSeq, a predicted model, not a curated record